This is a messenger RNA of Hydractinia symbiolongicarpus, 531 nucleotides long. RefSeq lists its product as uncharacterized. Gene Ontology annotation, molecular function: nucleic acid binding. The transcript has 2 exons. Lineage: Eukaryota; Metazoa; Cnidaria; Hydrozoa; Anthoathecata; Hydractiniidae. The record is from RefSeq and is a predicted model, not a curated record. Bases 1 to 531 code for a protein of 176 amino acids.
AUGUUGUUUUUUAUCGACGAAAAAGGUUUAUUACGUUGCAGGGGUCGACUUGUAAACGCACCGUUACCCGUUGAAACGAUAUCGCCUAUACUGUUCGACCGAGAUCACUCGUUAACUAAGCUAAUCAUCAUGGAUAUUCACUACAAUUGUAAUAAUUUUGUUUCACGUGAUACGCAAACUUAUAUUUCAAAUCUAAAAAUAAAUUGGCAUUUUAACCUCCCUCCAUGGCACGGAGGGUUUUUCGAAAGACUUGUGCGCAGUACAAAGGAACUAUUAAGAAAGCAUUUAAGGUCGACUAAACUCUCAUUUGAAGAGAUGCAAACAGUUUUGUAUGAGAUCGAGUGUAUAUUAAACAAUCUUCCACUCACGUACGAAUAUUCUACCGAGUUUGAAAGUUGUUUGUCGCCAAACCAUAUGCUUUUUGGACGUAGACUUAACUUGUAUUCUAAUUCAACCACCCUUAAAUCACACGAAGAAUUGAACCUUGCCCAUCACAGCACCAAAAUAAGUCAGAUCAUUGAACACUUUUAG